Messenger RNA from Ixodes scapularis (black-legged tick), 3508 nucleotides. Its product is annotated as exportin-4. Gene Ontology annotation, cellular component: nuclear pore; cytoplasm. The record is from RefSeq and is a predicted model, not a curated record. Bases 50 to 3391 code for a protein of 1113 amino acids. NCBI's taxonomy places the organism in Eukaryota, Metazoa, Arthropoda, Arachnida, Ixodida, Ixodidae. Gene Ontology annotation, biological process: protein export from nucleus. Gene Ontology annotation, molecular function: nuclear export signal receptor activity. The transcript is spliced from 18 exons.
GUUCCGCUAGCUCUAGCCGUUCGAGUGAUUUCGCCUGGAUUCAUUCGACAUGGCAGCGCACGUAAUGCGCGAACUCGAAGGCGCUGCACAAAUAUUAUUGGCCCCUCCCGACCGAGUGAGCAGUGAACAGCGCCAUGCGGCAGAACGGACCUUCCUUGACUUCCAGAGCACGCGGGCACCCUUCGAGCUAUGCAAGUGCUUACUGGGGUCCAGCCAGGUCGGCUACGUCCAGUUCCAGGCGGCCUCGCUGCUCAAACAGGGCCUCAUCCGAGAGUGGAAGCUGAUGGCGCCGGGAGAGUGGAGCGCCUUGCGCAACCACCUGCUCCAGAUGAUGGCCUGCCAGCCCGGGCUGGAGAACUAUGUCCGGGAAGAGCUGGCCCUUGUGCUGGCCCUCGGCUCGAAGAGGGCCAGCGUAGACGGUGACCCACAGGCUCUGGACGGGCUGCUCGAGCAGGCGGCACAGAUGGUGGCUGCUGGGAACCCUCAUCUUAGGGCUGUGGGCUGCUCCCUGCUCAGCGCCCUACUGGUGGAGUUUUCGAGCUCAACUCGAGCCACGGACGUCGGCCUUACCUGGGAGGUGCAUUUACGAGCCAAAAAAGCCUUUGAGACUACCCACCUCCGGAAGGUGUUCCAGUUCUGCCAGCAGGGCCUGCGGGAGGCCGCCGGGCGCCUGGGUCCCAAUGCCCUGAGCCCCGAGGACCGGGCCCUUCUACGGAGGCUGCUGCUACUCUCGGAGCAGCUGCUCUCGUGGAACUUUCAGUUUGCCAUGCCCCUGCCCCGCAAGCUGGUGGGUCUGUUCGAGUCGCAGCAGAGCCCGACCCUGCGUCCGGGCCCCGAGUGGAAGGGGGCCUUUGACGAGGCGCCCCAGCUGCUGCUGCAGCUGUAUGGUGCCCUGGGCCAGGACCCCGAGCUGGCACACGUGGCCCUGCAAUGCCUGCUGCAGCUGGCCACCCUGAACGGGGCCCUGGUCGGGGAGCGGGACCAGCGGGGCACCCACCUGGGCCGCUUCCUUGGGGGCGGCCUCCUGGACCUGAUGGGGGCCCGGCCCCCGAGGGAAGGGGUGGCCCAGCUGGUGGGGCGGCUGGCCCUUUUCCACCCGCCCAGCCUGCUGGGGCCCGACCUCCUGGGGCCCUACCUGGAGCGGCUGUGUGCCCUGGCAGAGGCCCUGCUACAGCCCCAGCCCGGGUUGUCGAGGGAGGAGGCAGAUCACCAUCAAGAGUCUUUGGACCAGCUCCUGGACGCCUGGGUGCCCCUGCUCCAGGACGCGGCCUUGCUGCCCGAGGAGCCGCUAAGGGGCGCCGCCCUGCGCCUCUUCCAGCUGUACCUGCGCAGCCGCCUCGCCCCGCCCGACGGCACCAGGACUCCGAUUUCCGACGACGAAGACGAGGUGGCAGAGGAGGAGGAGGAUGACCGGCAACGCUACCGGGACCAGCUGGCGGUCGUGGGCAUGCUUGGACGCCACGUGCUGCCUCACGCCGUGCCCCUGCUCUCGCAGUUGUUGGAGCAGCGUACAAAGCAUCUCCAAGAGGUGCUACGGAACGACCCACGGUCGGGUGGUGAUGUUGCAGCUCACAAAGAGCUGCUCGAGGACCUGCACUGGCUGGUGCUGAUGACCGGACACCUGUUGACGACAGUAAGCGAGGGCGAGACGCCGCUGAUCCCGCGGGACGUGACCCAGUACAGCAUGAACUGUGGGGCCGAGAGCCCAGCCACGCUGUCCCUGCUGUCCCAAUUGGGACAAGGGGAUGCCCCCGUCUGCCAGGGGAGUCCAGACCCCGUGGUCAGGUUGAUGGUGGCGGUGCUGCAGUUGUGUGCAGUGGAGCGAGCGGCCCUUCAGGCGGGCUUGGCACCCCUCCUGAGCCCCGAGGUGGCCCUCACGCUGGUGUGGUUCCUUCGACGGUGGGGGCUCACCUACCUGCUGCCCAACGAGAGCUACUACUCGCAGAUGAGUCCGACGCUGGUGGCGGCCUUUGGCCGGGACUCCGAGGCGGGCCCCUACGUGCUGGACUGGGUGCUGGGCAAGCUGUGCUCUAACCUGGAGCUGUGGUCCAGCGAAGCCACCCUGGCCCUGGGCACCUGCCAAACGCUCGUGUCCCUCCUCAACAAUGUCGAGAGGGGUCACCAGGCGGCGGCAUGUCCCAGCCUGCUUGCCCUGGUUCAGCGUCGGGGCCAGCUGGGCAGCCUGGCCCCAGGGGCCCACAGGGCCCUGCUCAAAGCCCUGGUGAUAGCGUGCACAGCCAACCGGUCUCCCCAGGCCCCCCGCCUCUGGGAGGCCCUGCUGGGGCCGCUGCAGCUGCACUUCACCGAGCUCUUCGGCGGCCCCGACGAGGCACGCCGCAGCCUCGUGGAGCCGCGGCGAAGCCAGGCGCUGGACCUACUGGAAUCCCUGGCCGGCGUGGCAGAGGGGGCCACGCCCCAAAACCUGGCCCUGGUGAAGCCGCUGCUGCUGCCCGUGCUGAGGGGCCUGGCCCCGCUGGUGGGGCUGCUCAGGCCCCAGCCGGCCCUGGCCUCCGGAGCCCUGCAGCUGUUUCGGGCGGCUGCACGUCGUCUGCUCUGCUUCCUGGGCGCGGAGGACGCGGGGGAGCUGUGCCAGUGCUGCUUGGCGCUGGCGAGGCAGUUUGCGCAGGACACCACAGGGCGCUUCAGCGUGGAGGUUGCUGCUGAGGAGAGCCACUGCCAGGACCUAGGGGAGCUGCUGGAGCUGCUGACGGAGCUGCUGUCCAAGGACUUCUUGCACAUGGGUCCCCCCUCAAGUCCCCAGGGGGCCCUGCAGCCAGAGCCCGUGUGUGCUUCCACAGUGGUGCUUGAGGGACUCCAGCUACUCCUGCCCCUCCUCAGCGCCCAGUUGCUCCAGUUCCCUUCCCUGUGCCUGCAGUACUUCAAGCUGGUCGCCCUGGUUGGUGAGCUGCACCCCUCCAAGGUGUGCCAGCUGCCUGAGGGACUGCUCCAGGCCCUGCUCAGUUCCAUCCGGCUGGGCCUCACAAGCUUCUCGGCCGAAGUGUGCGGCCUGUGCCUGGACCUGGUGGCGGUGCUGGCCAUGGAGGUGCAUCGCCAACAGCUGCAGGCCACGCCCAUGGGCCACGCGCUGCAGCCCUUCCUGCGCCUGCUUCUGGAGAUGGUGCUGCUGCAGCCCCUCGACUCGGAGCUCACCCUGGUGGCGGGGGGCGCACUCUUUGCCCUGCUCUGCUGCUACCGGGAGCACUUCGAGCAGCUGGGUCAGGCGCUGGUGUCGAGCCAGGCGGACGCCGAGGUGGGGCAGCGCCUGGCACAGGCCCUGGCCACCCUGACCAGGGCACAGCCACUGAGCCUGGACCGGCCGAGCCGGCUGCGCUUCAGGGAUGCCUUUGAGGCAUUCGUCACGGACGUCAGGGGCUUCCUGUGCGUCAAGUGACGGGUGCGGGCCGGCGGCGGGGAACAGUGCCAUCCCGACAUCCGAACCACUGCCACCUGUCGUGUCGAACAGAGUGCUCUUUCGCGGCUCGAACGAGUAAAGCGGCAAUCGUUUUUA